AAGAACACGCAGAUGAAGAAAUACAUACAUACAUUAUACAUACAUACGCCCAUGAUAUAUAGUGGGAGAAAAGGAGAGUGAGUGAUGUUUGUCUUGUGGGGUUAGUCUUGUGUUCCACCAUUAUUAAUUAUACUCUCGUGGAUUUCAGCGUUGUUUUUCAAACUUCCUCUUCAUACCCGCGCUCUAAACCCAGCAUCCGUUGAUUAUUUUAACCCCACCCCCCAUCUCCUCUUUCUCAAGUUUCCCCUCCCCGUUUCUCUAGAUUUACGUAUUUCUUGAUUCUUGUGUAAUCCUGAUCAGGUUGGUUUAUAAACCCAAAGGAGAAUCCGACUUGGGGUCCGAAUCCGAGGCCGAGGUUUAAUGGGUAUUUGGGUAAUGGCUGUUCUGUUUGGGAAGAAAGAUGUACAGUGAGUGAUUGUAAAGUGGAGAAAAAGGAGUGAAAUAGUUACCCCCCAUUCUUUUCCUAUUUUCCCUUUGUUUCUUUUUAUAUAUUCUUCACCCAAAAGGAUAUCUUUUACUAUAGUAUGAUAGAAUCAGUAUUGGUGGUAAAGAAUGCAGAAUAUGAAGAAGAAAGUCAGUAAUGGAAAUGGGAAUAGCAAUGAAGCUUCAAAGCCUAAAGAGAGACAUAUUGUUUCUUGGUCUCAAGAGGAGGAUGAUAUACUGAGAGAACAGAUUAGACUCCAUGGAACAGAGAAUUGGACAAUCAUUGCAUCAAAAUUUAAAGAUAAAACAACCAGGCAAUGCAGAAGGAGAUGGUUCACUUAUUUGAACUCCGAUUUCAAAAAGGGGGGAUGGUCACCUGAAGAAGACGUGCUCUUGUGUGAGGCUCAGAGGAUUUUUGGCAACAGAUGGACCGAGAUUGCCAAGGUGGUCUCAGGCAGAACCGAUAAUGCUGUGAAGAAUCGAUUCACUACCUUGUGCAAAAAGAGAGCAAAGAACGAGGCCUUAGCUAAAGAAAAUAACAAUUCAUUUAUUAAUCUAAACAACAAAAGGGUUAUCUUUCCAGGAGCUGGAUCUCCGUUUAAGAAGCUGAGGAGGAGCCACAUAUCGGAUCUCCCAGAAAAUUGCAAUAGUGGAGAAAAAUCACUUGUGACUUGUAAUGCAGUAAAUCAGCUGCAAAGAUCUCCAUUUUCAGUACUCCCAAAUGUUGGGAGCAGUUUACCGACCAAUCAAAAUGUCAGCAUUAAGGAUUCACCUACCAAUGGUAAAUAUUUCAUUGAAAUUGAAGGAACUUUUCUUAAGAAGGAUGAUCCAAAGAUACUUGCACUGAUGCAACAAGCAGAACUGCUGAGCUCCUUGGCGCUCAAAGUGAAUUCAGAGAACUCACACCAGAGUCUUGAAAAUGCUUGGAAGGUACUUCAAGAUUUUCUCAAUCAAAAAGAGGAUGAUGUGCUCAAGGGCAGAAUUUCUGAGAUGGAUUUUAAGGGCUUAGCAGAGGAUUUGAAAAACAUUAAUGUACCUAGUCAAUCUUGGAGGCAACCUGCUUUAUCUGAAGAUUCUGCAGGCAGCUCUGAGUAUAGUUCUGAAUCAACUUUGUUAUCCCAUGCUCCUGGUGAUAAGAAAGAACAAUGUGAAGCUGAGGUAUCUGCCUUGCAUCAGGAUAUUGAAUCUGGGUUACAAUCGACUGAGAUAGGGGAUCGAACCACUAUAAAUGCAUUUUCAGGUGGAACUCCUGCCAAUGCAACUUGUACUGAAGCAGAUAUCUUACCAACUUGUGACAAAGUCGGUGCCAAUGAGGAAGCAGCAGCUGAAGAAUGCAGCUCCCCUCUGCAUGUAACUCCAUUGUUCAGGACACUAGCAGCAGCCAUUCCCAGCCCAAAAUUUUCAGAAAGUGAGAGACAAUUCCUACUAAAAACACUUGGAAUGGAUUGUACAUCCCCAAAAUCAAGCAUCAAUAAUACUUCCCAUCCUCCAUCUUGCAAGAGGGUCCUCCUCCAUAGUCUAUGACAGACCGACCAUUUACACAGAUUCUGCGGCACUCAGAAUCAGCAGGGAGUUUUUGACGCGUAGAUUUCCUUUGAGCUAUUUUCUCUGGCUUGCAGUCAUUAGUACGACCCGAGUUUUUUCAUAGAGGCCUGUGAAGAUCUGGUCUGCAUUCUAGAAUGCUACGGGGCAUCCUAGUCUUGUUUUUGGAAGAUCUGACAAGAUGAUCUGCAUCCUUUCUGGACUUACUACUACUACUACCCUAAUACAAGUGUAGUGUGCUUUUCUGUGUUGUGCCUCAUUCUUUGGUGUGUUGAUUGGGACUCGGAUUAGGGCAUUCGAUGUUCCCACAAGUUUUCUUGGCAUUAGAAUGCCAAUUGUACAGAUCAUACAGUGUAAUUAAAAACUGGCACCUUGCUGAUAUAACAGAACCCCAAAAAAAAAAGAGGAAAGAAAGAAGGAAAUCUAAUACAUUUAGAGAGAGACAAAACUGGCACAGAAGGAUCAACCAGAUGAAUUGACCUCUGUGUUUUGUGUUAGAAAAUAAGUAUUUUUAGUUUUUGGUGGUGUACUAGUGUUUGAUUCUUUUUUUUUUUUUUUUUUCCUGAUUUAUAUGUAACAUGUAACUCAUACUCAUUGGGGUGGUGAAUAUAUAAUAUUGUUUUUGUGUGCA
This is a messenger RNA of Ipomoea nil (Japanese morning glory), 2596 nucleotides long. RefSeq names its product transcription factor MYB34-like. The record is from RefSeq and is a predicted model, not a curated record. Lineage: Eukaryota; Viridiplantae; Streptophyta; Magnoliopsida; Solanales; Convolvulaceae. The transcript is spliced from 12 exons. Gene Ontology annotation, molecular function: RNA polymerase II cis-regulatory region sequence-specific DNA binding; DNA-binding transcription factor activity, RNA polymerase II-specific. Gene Ontology annotation, biological process: regulation of DNA-templated transcription. Gene Ontology annotation, cellular component: nucleus. The coding region runs from base 553 to 1947 and encodes 464 amino acids.